Molecule: messenger RNA, 5547 nt
Organism: Drosophila erecta
Lineage: Eukaryota; Metazoa; Arthropoda; Insecta; Diptera; Drosophilidae
Exons: 9
Coding region: 435-5399 (1654 amino acids)
Biological process (GO): mitotic spindle assembly
Cellular component (GO): microtubule organizing center; mitotic spindle; cytoplasmic microtubule
Molecular function (GO): microtubule binding
Source: RefSeq, a predicted model, not a curated record
CAAAAAGGGUGAUUACGCAGUUUAUGGAUAGCCCCUUGCUCUGUUCAUUACACCUUGUCCAGUAUUAUUUCGUGACUUCGAGUCCCGAUCCUUUAAAUAUUGGUAACAGAGUAAGGCUGCGAGCCAGAGGACAAAGCUGACAUGCGCAGUAAACGUACUUCUGAGUCAAGUUGCGUGUUCUCAGCAGAGGCAAGUUCCACCAUUGGCUACAAAAGUAUGAAGCAAGCGGACAAAUUCGGCAUUCGUUGCUAGCGAGUUGCACUGGUUUGUUAUGGCCAAGUCAAGUGGUGUGGAUACAAAUUGAAAGUGACCGAGAAUAGUAGCCAGGUCGCUUGCAGCCGGAUGCAAGCGUGCGGGACAAUUAAAACAUAAGCCCGUGUGCGCAAUCGGCAGGCAGUUAGUUAGAUAAUUGCAUUUCAAAAGAGAGGCCCAGUAUGUUCUUCCGGCGCGUUCUGGAUAGCGCCAGAAAUCUUUCGCCCCCUAAGUCCACCACGGAAAGUCCGACAGUGCAUUUUUACAGCGAGGACAGUGAGAGUGUCACAUAUGUGAGUGGUGCCGUCGACAGUGAAGUCAAGGACAGCAAUAACAACCAGUCAGCAGUCGGUGCGGGUGCUGCACUGCCUGCCAUAAUGAAAAUUCAGCGCCGAGCGGAAGCCCCAAUCGGUGCAGUGCAGCUAACGCCACUGUGGGAGCACAUACUCCGCACCCGCCGCCUGCCGGAAACCAUUUUCCCUAGCGCCAUGUACGCGGAGUUCCAUGAGCGCCUGCAGGACCCAGAGUGGCAGGUAAGGCAGCACGCCCUGCGAGUCCUCGUCGACGUCCUGGUGGUGAUGCAAGACGAGGCCGAUGGCCACAUGGAGCGGGAGCAGCUUAUUGGCCUGCUGGUCGAAAACCUUGGUCACCAGGCCCCCACCGUGCGCAAAGGAGCUCUCGACUGCUUGCGUGUCUACCUCGCCGAAACUGCAAUCCCGGAGACGAUUAUGCUGGCAAUCCUGGACGCAGGCCUGACGAAGCAGGCGCCUGCGGAUUCGGAGCACAUGGGUCGUCUCAGCUGCGGCGUUCUGCUGUCCGUGCCCGCCCUUCUGCAAUCAACAAUGCAUACGGCGCAGAGACACCGCAUCAUGCAUAGCACUCUGGAGCGAGUGGUCGCACACAUGGAUCAAUUGGUGCAGCAGGAAAUCACCCUGAAAGUCUUGAGCAAGAUCAGAGAGCUUUUGGGAGUUCACGAGUUCGAAGCCAUUAUGAGCGAUGUGGGUCGUGGCGAUACGCUGACUAAGUACUAUCAACUGUGUCAGGUCUACGGGGUCUCUGGAAAACCGAGAACAGGCGGCGAUGGGAAAACGGGCGCCUGGCGCGCCUUACCACGUGAGCAAGGAUGGAGAAACAGCAAUGCCGUACAGAACCUGGACACCACGCUCCAAGCCCAGUCAAACUGCUCGGACAUGGGAAAGAUCAUUAUGGAAACAGAAAUCAAGAUCAACGAUGACACAGUGACCAUGCGGAUCCUGGAGGCGGAUACCGAGACCGAAGAGUCCGAUAGCCCAACCAGGAUUUUCCCAAAUGAGGAAGAUGGGACGGAUUUGAUUUGCCACCCCCUGUCGUCCAGUGGCAACAGCCUCCAAGAGCCUCACAUAGGGGCGGGGAUCGUGAAAGUUAUAAGUGAUUCAGAAUUGGACGAGCCGCACAUCAAGGCGGGCAGUGUUUCCGAGCCGGGUACUCCCUCUCGGGGAUUGAAGCGAGUAACCUUCGGGGGCGAGAUCGUUAAGAUGCGAACUCCUGAUAGCGACGCAGCCUCCUCUACAAACAAUUCCCGAAGCCCUACCCAGACCAGCCAGAGUGUCACUAUUUUCCCCUCGGAAGAUGCAGCGACCUCAUCAGAGGAGAAGUCCGCCCUUUCAAGACCCGUCAGCGACAAGAGGACAACUGCGCUCGUGGUGGAGAUCCCUUUGGACAAUACCAAGCCAUUGCCUCAAGUCCGAUCUUUCUGCUCGCAGCCACCCCGGCAUCAGAGCAAUGCACCCAGUGAGCCGCCAUCGAGCAGUCCCCGCAAUCGACAGGAAAACGAAGCACGGCUGUCGCCGUCACCUAGCUCUCCCGGCUUUCGCAGCCGCAGCGCUAGUCCAACGGGAAGCAACAACAUCAGCCCCAAAGUGCCGCACAAGCAAAUCGAGGUUCUGCACAAUUUGCAGCGGGAUCCGUCGCCGCGGUCUCAGCGCCGCUCGGAAGACAUGGACGGUAGUGGGGAUGGUAAAGCCCUUCCUGCACCGGCAAAUCCCUCUGCCUCAUCCACACAGCCGCUUACUGGUCGAACAAGAUCGGCCUCUACGAUGUCUCCUGUGUCACCGGCCACGCCCAAAUCCUGGGAGGAUCUGGACAUUGUCAACUUAAAGACGCUUAUGGAGUUGCGAUCUGGGGAUUGGCGCAAUCGUCUAAUGGGCAUCGGACAACUGGAGCUUGCCUUAAGCUCAUCGAGCAACUUGGCCCUGGUCCAACCGUAUCUGGAUAGUCUGCUUCGAACCCUCCUCUCCUCGGAGCGUCACUUUGAGGUUGCCGAGCUGAAGCGAGAGCUUCUGGUUAACCUGAUCUCGCGGCUGCCGUUGGACAACUUGGAGGAGCGCACACCACAAAUCUUGUCGGGACUCUGUCGCCAGGGCAACGCUGGAGCGAACCGGGUGUGCAAGGCCCUGAUGCAGCGCCUUCCCGCGGGAACCAUUGUUGCUAAGCUGACCUCUCCAGAGUUCCUGCAUGCGAAGAGCUCCAAGUUCCGGGACCACGCUCUUCAAAUGUCCAUUUUUGCACUGAUGACCUUCCCGGGCACCUGCUUCGACAUCAGCCUGUUGACGACGCAGGCCGUCUACUCCCUCCUUAACCGAAAGCGACGUGUGCGGCAGGCGGCUCUGGAGGUGCUAGCGGUCCUGGCCGAUAUCUCGUCCAUCAAAGAGGUCUUAGCCAUUGUCUUGGAGACAACCGACGGCGUGGAGCUUGGGCCAAUGGUGUUGGAGGCGACUAGUGUGCGGCUAUCGCGUUUGCAGCUGCCCAUCGUCACGCCCGACAGCGGCGUGCUCUUCGUUUUCAACCAGACUGACCAACCUGGAGCCAGGCGUUUCGGAGCUGAUGUGGACUGGAUCCAUCAGGGUGAGGGCUCUGCCUCUCCCAAUACAAUUAAGAGGCGACGCAUGCGGGCGGCAACCAGCCAGCGCGAUGUACUUGGGGGCGCGGAGGCUAAACGCAAGAAUGAUCCAUUCCCUAGUUUCAGCCAGGUAAACGAGAGUCUGCAUCGCCAUUCCUUCCACUCUCCCCCGGAAACGUUGGACAUGGCUAGCCCCAUUAAUGACUUUUCGCAAAGAUUAAGUUUUGGCGCUAAGACUAAUGGUGGAAACCAAUCGUUUAUUGAACGUCGCUUCUUGGCCAAGGCGUGUUCUGAUACUUCCAUGGACGGUCGAAGCACAGACAGCACCACCACAACCUGCAGCAGUGGAAGCGCCACAGACAGCUUUAUACAGCUUACUUCCCGCACCGGCGGACGACUUGCCGGACCAAGCUCAAGAUUUCCCACCAUGAACCAGCAUACAGACUUUGUCAACAAUUUUAUGCGCAGCAUGCAGCGAAGCUCCAAGUCCUAUUCCGUGGAGGGACCCGCCUACCCAAAGGUCAGUUACUCGAUCCCAAAGUCCCAGCAGAUGCUCCGCAAGAGGUUCCAGCACAAGGAUUCUUUCACAAAGCUGGGGGACGAACCACCUGGUCAGGGCUUCGAAAAUAACAAAUUUAACGAAUCCCAAUCCCAGAGGAGAAAAGCAACCGGCAUUUCCACAGACCACUUGGAAUCACUGGACCCCAAGUGCGCCGACGCCACAAAGUCAGUAAACACCGAAUCAGCAACUAAUGGUGUGACAAAUGGCUCACCCAUUUCCGCAAGUUCUACUAGUUAUUCGCAAAAGUCAACCGCCUCGGCGAAGUCCAGCGUAAGCCAAAACGAGAUGGGGAAGCGACCAUUCUCAUCCACUGGCGUUUGGAACGACUGCGAGGUGGAAGUGAUGAACAGAGAGCAGAAUCCCAUCGAAGCUUUCGGGGAAUUGGUGGCGGACGGCGUUGAGGCCCAGACUGAAACAGAACCUACUGCCCAUGGGGAGCUGCUCAAGCUCAAUGGAAGCCUAAAUAGCCUUCACAGCAAAACGGAGAGCAUCAAAACUCAGCUGGAGGACACUACCCCGCAACUGUCGAGGGCUCAGUCAGUAAAAUCGCUGCUCAUCGAGGAAGAAAUUGAGAGCAGCAACAGUUUCGUCGUAGUUGAAGAAGUGCAGAACGAGCUGGAGUCAUUCCCAGCGGAGUCCAAGGAAGUAGUGACAUUGCAGGAAGAGCUAGUAACACCGGUAGAAGCUACAAAGCCUGAAAAUCAUACUUUUGGUCCAAAGGUGGUUCCGAUUCACGACGAAAUAGUGAUCCAUUCACGUAGCGUUUCCCUGGACUCUCUUUAUGGGGCACGGCCGGCUUCAAAGCAGGGAUCUAUGGACACAAGCACAAGCACUGCGGACAACACUUCACAAACUGGUUCCCAAAUGGGAAACAUUAGUGUUCCCGUGAAGGCUCAGCACACGCCGCUCAAACAUAAGUCCAAAACUUCGUAUUUCCUGCGGGCACAACGGCGAAUCUCACCUGCAAAGCAGGCCAUCAAAAUGUCGCAGGCAGAGCUCUUCCCGCAGAAUAUGGUGCGAUUUGAUAGGCCACGUGAGGCUCUGCUUAAAACUUUUGACCAGUUGGACUCCAGCAAUUGGGAAGUGAACAUGACGGGCUUGAAAAGCAUGGUUCGUUUGAUCCGCUACCAUGCCGACACAUUGGACAAUCAGAUGCACAUGACCUGCAUCCAGCUCACCCGAUCAGUCCGAAAUCUGCGCUCCCAAGUAGCUCGAGCUUCCUGCCAAGCAGCUGCGGAGUUGUUCUCGCUAAAGUCCACCACUCUCCAGCAGGAAUGCGACGACUUGGUGUGUGCUCUUCUGCACCGCACCGCCGACACGAACCGGUUUCUUCGCGCCGACGCCACUCGAGCCCUGGAGUCGAUGGUGGACCAUGCUCAGCCGCAGAAGAUUCUAAACAUCCUUGCGACAAAAGGAGCCCAACACCAGAACGCCUUGGUGCGCACGACAUCAGCAAAGCUGCUCUUCAGACUAGUUGAGCGACUGGGCAGUGACCGGAUCUAUGCAAUGGGACGCGAGAGCCGCGACAAGUUUUUUGUGGUUGGUGCGAAUCUCCUGCUCGAAGGCAGUCUAGAGACCCGCAGCUACGCGAAGUCCUUGUUCCGGGCCCUAUCCGAGCAUCAUAGUUAUCAGCGGCUGCUUUUGGAGGUGAUACCACCACGCACAUACAGAAAUGUUGAGAAGACGCUUAGGAGCAUCACACGUUGAUCAUUGCAGGCAAGAUCUGUACAGCAUAGGUUUAGUAUUCAAAGCCACUGGAAGCUUACAGGAUUAGGGCGUUCGCAAGAAAUUAGAUUCAAGUAUUAAGAAUAAUUAUAGUAUACAGUACACUAAUAAAACAUUGGUACACCACAGA